Eruca vesicaria subsp. sativa (arugula) is the source of this 1087-nucleotide messenger RNA. NCBI's taxonomy places the organism in Eukaryota, Viridiplantae, Streptophyta, Magnoliopsida, Brassicales, Brassicaceae. The record is from the annotation of a GenBank genome assembly.
CCGCGACUCACACCGGAGAAGACAGACAGACAACAAUGCAUUGCGGAUGCACUCUCACUACACCAGCUCUGUCUCCACGCCUCCCCUUCGAAAUCAAAACCUCAUUUUCAAAGCUUCGAGCUUCAUCCCCCCGAACCCAUAUUCAGACAAGCCCUUCCGACAAUCUCUCAGAUAAAUCUCCGGCGACUAGGGUUUCGUUACCCUCCCACGUGAGUUCCAUCACCAGCACUUCAAACCCUUUCGUCAAACACUGCUUAAAGCUCCGUCAAAGCGCCUCUUACCGCCACGCUCACGGCUCUGUUCUUGUCGUCGGAGCUAUCCCAAUUAGGGAAGUAUGUAUGUUUCAAACGAAUAAGGACGGAGUCACCAGUGAGAUUGAGUGUCUUCUUCUCCACGAGGAAGCUCUGAUUCCACUAGGGUUAGAGAGUUUAAGUAUACGCGUUGUUAGGGUUAGUUCUUUAGUGAUGAAGAAACUCUCUGGUGUGCAGUCUACUGAUUCUGUUGAAGCCAUUGCCUUGAUGAGAAUCCCAGAGAGCUUCAUUGAUCUUGAAGACGAUGAAGAGGAGAUCGUGAUAACAGAUUGUAAGAGAUGGUUCCCUUCUGCUCGAAGAGUUCUUGUUCUUGACAGCAUACAGGACCCUGGGAACCUUGGAACAUUGAUUAGAUCAGCUAUGGCUUUUAAUUGGGAUGGAGCAUUUCUGCUUCCGGGUUGUUGUGAUCCAUUUAAUGAUAAAGCUCUGCGAGCAAGCCGAGGUGCUUCCUUUCAACUCCCAUUAGUUUCUGGAAACUGGAGCCACCUUAAGCUUCUACAACGUGUGUUUCAAAUGAAGCUAUUGGCAGGCCAUCCAGCAAGUACUACUAGUCAAAAACUUUCCUUAGAGUUUGCUCAAACUUUAGCAGAGAAGCCACUGUGUUUGAUCUUAGGCAGUGAAGGGAACGGUUUGUCUGAGCAAUCACGACAAGUGUGUGAGCUUGUGAGCAUUCCCAUGGAAGGUGAGUUUGAAUCUCUUAAUGUCUCUGUUGCUGGUGGCAUUUUCUUAUUCAUGCUUCAAUAAAAAUAAUAAACUUGAACACUUAUAAAUCUCAU